AAAAAGUCUCUUCUCUCCCCCUUUUCUUUUUAUCUCACAUAUCAAAGAGUGCCAAAUCAAAGACACUCAUGGAGUUAACAUGAUCAUAUCCUUCACUCAUCACAUAGAAAACUAGAACUCACAAUUUCUUCAACCUUCACAAACACACACACAAAAAAGAGACAAGUGAGAGAGAAAGAAAGAGAGGGACAAACAUAACAUAAACACUAGUGAGUAAGAGGUGAUGGGAAAUUACAGGUUCAAAUUGUCUGAUAUGAUGCCUAAUGCUUGGUUUUACAAACUAAGAGACAUGGAAAAAACAAGAAACCAAACACCAACAUCUCAACAACAUAGGAAGAAAAAACAAUCUUCAACUUCAACAACCUCAAACACAACAAACUUAUCAUCAUCAUCAUCAUCAAAAUCAAAGCAACCCUACCAAAUCAAUCCAAGAAAAUCUUACUACUUCACAAGAGAGCUUAACCAAACAAGCAACAGAAUCUACAACACUUCACCACUUUCACCUGAACCACCAAAACAAAGACCAAAAAGAAGAACACCAAAAGCUUCAUCAUCAUCAUCUUCACAUGAUUCUCCACUUGAUAGCUCUGCAGAAUCAGAAUCCCCUGACCCAGAAAUCAGAACAGACCGUGUUCUUCUUCCAACAAAUGACAUCAUAAUCGAUGUUGACAACAAUUCUCUUGUAGCAACAAGAAAAGACGAUAAGCUAAAAGGGUAUGAUUCCUUAUCAGAACUCAUGAAACUUCCACCAAUUGUUACCAAACCAGAGAAUCUCAGUUACUUGCUCAACUAUGCAAAGAAGAAAGAAACAAAACCCAGAAACAAAACUUCAUCCAAUGAUGAACACAACGUUAAAGGGUCACUAAAAGUCAAGAUUUUGAAGGAAGAACAGAGGAACACAAACACAAACACAAACACACCAAGUAGAAGAUUUUCUGUUAGUUCACCAGGUGUGAAACUCAGGAUCAAUUCACCGAGAAUUUCAAGCAAGAAAGUUCAAACACAUGGCCGGAAAAGCUUGUCGUCCGGUGGUAAUCGGAGAAGCCUUUCGGAUAGUUUCGCAAUUGUGAAGUCGUCGAUGAAUCCACAGAGAGAUUUCAGAGAAUCAAUGGUGGAGAUGAUUGUUGAGAACAACAUUAGAACAUCAAAGGAUUUGGAAGAUCUUCUAGCUUGUUACCUUUCUUUGAAUUCAGAUGAGUAUCAUGAAGUUAUUAUCAAAGUGUUCAAGCAAAUUUGGUUUGAUUUGACUGAUAAUAAGUAGAACAAGAUUAUUUAAGUUUAUGUUUCACACACAAAAUUCAUGUUCAUAAUCUUAGUGUGUGAGGAAUAUAUCUUGGUUGUUUAAUAGACUUUAGUGCUUAAAUGUUUCCAAUUAUGUGGAAAAGUGAAAUUGAAUGAUGAAACUAAGAGCAUAAUUUAAUGUACAAUGUUUGUAAUGGAAUUGAAUUGUAUACUUUUUUUUUUGGUUACUUGAAAUAAAACUUAAGUGAAUUGAGUUGUUUUA
This is a messenger RNA of Lathyrus oleraceus (garden pea), 1504 nucleotides long. Its product is annotated as transcription repressor OFP1. The record is from RefSeq and is a predicted model, not a curated record. The transcript has a single exon. Gene Ontology annotation, biological process: negative regulation of DNA-templated transcription. Bases 224 to 1261 code for a protein of 345 amino acids. NCBI's taxonomy places the organism in Eukaryota, Viridiplantae, Streptophyta, Magnoliopsida, Fabales, Fabaceae. Gene Ontology annotation, molecular function: DNA binding.